Prunus mume (Japanese apricot) is the source of this 1425-nucleotide messenger RNA. NCBI's taxonomy places the organism in Eukaryota, Viridiplantae, Streptophyta, Magnoliopsida, Rosales, Rosaceae. The record is from RefSeq and is a predicted model, not a curated record.
AUGAUCCUGUACAAGGAAGACGACGCCCUGAUGUGCAAAGUGUUCGCGAUGACUCUGCGAGGAGCAGCUCAGGAUUGGUUCCACACUCUACCGUCCGCGUCAAUAGGCAACUUCAAGGAGUUCGCCAUCAUUUUCACAAAGGAGUACACCUCCUACAAGACGGUCAGAAAGCAUGCAGACCACCUGUUCAACCUGCGCAAGAAGCCAGACGAGUCUCUACGAGACUACCUGAGACGGUUUAAGGCUGAGAAGGCCAACAUCAUAGGAUGCAACGACCAAGUUGCAUCCUCAGCUUUCAAGAAGGGCUUGCCAACCGAGCACGAGCUAUACCGGGAGCUGGCCAUAACUCCAAGUCAAACCUUGGCAGAAGUGUUCGCGACGGCAGAGCGCUACGCACUUUGGGACGAUGAUCGUAUCGCCGCAAAGAAAGCUAGCAAGCAAGUUGACCACCCGACGAAGCAGAUCCUAGCUCAGGUGAAGGACAAGCCGUGGGUGAGGAGACCACCACCCAUGAAAGGAGACCCCUCUAAAAGAGACACCAGCAAAUACUGCGCAUUCCACGGGGAGCACGGUCAUUACACCAACAACUGCAACGCUUGGAAAAGGCACCUUGAGGAGCUGGUCAGAGAGGGCCAUUGCACAGAGUUCGUUGCAAAGAAGGCUAUCCAGCAGAUCGAGGAUCGUGAUGUAGCUGCCAAGGAACCUCCCCAAAAGGUCAUUCGAAUCAACACCAUUCUAGCCGACUCCCAAGAGUCCGAGCUGACCACCAAGGAGCGCAAGAGAAAGAUCGCGCAGGCAACUUAUGUCUCCCAAGUCACAACGGGAGUACCAGCUGUUGGGGAUACACCUAUCAUCGGCUUCCAGAAGAAUGACUUGUUCGGGCUUGACCUGCCACAUAAUGACGCCCUAGUCAUCUGCAUCCAAAUUGAACAAGCUGUGAUCGAGCGAGUUCAUGUAGAUGAGGGCAGCGCAGCCAACAUCCUGCAACUAUCUGUUAUCCAACAGAUGGGGUUCGAGCCCAAGAUUAGCAAACUUGCCAGAUCGCUCACCGGCUUCAAUGGGGCCACAUCAAUCACUAUUGGAACGAUCGACUUGGAUGUCCACUCACCCCCAGUGGUCUGCUCACAGACCUUCAUGGUCAUCAACGAGGUUUCCCCCUACAACGGAAUCUUGGGCCGACCGUGGAUCAGCAAGAUCGAGGCCGUCACAUCUGCUCUACAUCAGAAGAUCCGCUAUCCCAUCCCUGGGGGCGGAAUCGGGCAGAUCAACAGUGACCAAGCCAUGGCAAGGAGAUGCACCGCCCAAGGGCUCAAGAAGAGCAAGCAGCUGCAGUUCACACCAGUAAUGCAAGCUGCCAACGAGACAGGAAGCGCUCUUAGCAGACAAGCAAACCCGAAAGGGAAAGAAGUUGCUGCCUCACAAUAG